UGUCUUUCGCCACCAGUGGAAAAGCAUCUCUGGCCUUGAUUAAAAAAAGCAAAGGCUACUAAGUUGUAAACAUAACGUCAUCUGCGUGUUGAAGGCGUUACUUUGUAAAGAGACAGCGGACUACCUUACUCGUUCUGGACAUUUGGAGAGAUUUACAUGUAUGAUUAUUAUGCAAUAUGUAAAAGAUUACAUUCUGUAAUUCAUAGCGAAAUUAAACGGACUCAAUAUAUACUCAAAUCUAUACAAUAGGUACGAGAUUAUAAAAACAAAAGAGACUGUAAGUCCUAAAAGUAGUAAUAAAAAUUGAUCUGAAAAUUAAAGUUUAUAUGUAGAAAUCGAGUUGAAUCAAUUUCGAUACCUUUCGACGAAAUCGAGGCUUUGAUACACAUUCGUGGUAAGAGAAACAAUUAUGUCCUCUUCGAAGAUGACAUCAAAUCAGCAGACGUCUUCAAACCAUUCUACUUUAGUUGCGCAACAAGCCACACCUGAGCACCAGACCCAAUCUGAGAACGAGCUUUCACAUGAAGAGCAGACGACACCAAAUGGAGAGACGCUUUCAGAGCAGCAGACGUCAUCUGAGCAGCACGCGAGAUCAGAGCAGCACGCGUCAUCUGAGCAGCACGCGAGAUCUGAGCAGCACGCGUCAUCUGAGCAGCACGCGACAUUUGAGCAGCACGUGACAUUUGUAAAGCAGUCAUCUGUGCAGCAGACGAUAUCCGAGCAACACAUCACAUCUGAACAGCAGACAUCAUGUGUGCAGCAGACUUCAUCUGAGCAACAGACAACAACACUUUCCUCAAACACAACAUAUAGUUUUGAACCUAUGAUGACAGUUAUUAACAAAAUAGCCGACGGACAACGAGUUCCGCCACAGACUACUAUGAAAUAUGAAAUGUUAAGGUUUUGCACCCUUCGAUCUUUCCCAAAAGGGAACAAACCUUAUAUUACCAGAUUGGCUGGUGCAGGAUUUUAUUACGCAAACGAAGGAGAUGAAGUCGUCUGCUAUUGUUGCGCGCGACGUAGGAGAAAUUGGACAGAAUUCGAAAAUCCUAUGGAAGUACAUAGAGAAUUAAAUCCAAACUGCAGCUUCCUCAUUCGUAAUUCUGAAGUUAAUGUCUCAGUAAGACGACAAAGUAUUGAAAAAUCUACAGGAGAAUCUCACUCAAACCUGACAACAAUUAAUAGAGGCCAGUCUAACGCCAAUUUUCAUAAUGAAUUAACGGAAGUGAAAGUGUCGUCUGCAUUUGAGACUGGAUCACAAAUUCAAACGAAUCAAAACUCUGAACACUCAUCUUUUGCAAGCAAUGUGAUUUCAUCAAGAGAAAGGAACCAGUCUGUUUCACUACUUCCUGUUGAUGUACCGCAAACUUCUUCAGAGAACCAAUCUUCAAAUAACUCAACAGGAUUACGUCAUUGGUCGGAGGAAGAUGAUCAAUGGAUAGAACAUAGUAGAUGGUCAAAUGAAUGUUCAUACGUACGACAGAUUAGAGGAAGAGAGUUCGUGAAUAUCGUGCAGAUGGCUGUGCACAAACCGGAAAUGAAUCAAUUUCAACACAAGGAACUGAAGGCAUGGAUAGGAAGCGUAUCUUCGUCUGUGGCCCCAAAACACCCCAAUUAUAUCAGCCAAUCAUCACGGCUGUCGAGCUACAGCGAUUGUGGGGACAUCGUCAUUCCACCAGACCGCCUGGCACAGGCCGGCUUCUUCUACGCCGGUUUUGGGGAUUGUGUCCGAUGUUUCCAAUGUGGAUUUGGAUUACGUCAUUGGUCGGAGGAAGAUGAUCCAUGGAUAGAACAUAGCAGAUGGUCAAAUGAAUGUUCAUACGUACGGCAAAUUAGAGGAAGAGAGUUCGUGAAUAUCGUACAAAUGGCAGUAGAAUAUUCUCAAAACGUAUUUAUGUUUAAUUUAUAUUUUUAAUACUUUUCAUACCAUCUAAAAAUACAUGAAAAUAUGUUCAAGAUGUAUGAAUAUAAGUAGUGUAAAAGUGAUAAUUUCGCGGCCAUCUUGCGCCGACGGCGCCGUCGGCGCAAUUAGACGGACGUUAGGAACGUGAGACGAUGGCUCAAGCUUCCAAGAUGGCGGCUUCCAUACUGGACAGUAAAAAUACCCCUGAAGUGUAACAAAAGCGCACCAAGAUAAGUUGAAACUGUAGAAAUGCGCUCAUUUCUCCUACGAAACUAGCUUGAAUAUAGUCAUAGAUAAAGUUUGAAAAAAACAAAUGGAAAAACAAAAGGGAUUUACUUUCUUUUUUGUUUUUAUUAACUUAAAGAUUUUUAAUAAAAGUAAAAAAUCAUAACCAUUACAUUUUUUUUGUGUGUGUUAAAGAAAGUUUUGGAGUCAUGAAAUUGUCAGGUUACUAUCUAUGCACCUGGUGCAUCUAAUGAUGACUUUGAAGGGGAUGAUGAGAUGUUCUACGCGAUUCCAGUAAGUCUUCUUAUAAAAAUAAAACUUUUUUUUUAUAAUUAAUGAUAAUAAUUUAAUAUAAUUAAAAAUAAGAAUGAAUAUAUUUUUAACUAUUUAUUUUCUAAAUCACAAAAAGACAUUUCACAUACAUAUACAUAUAUGAUAGAAAAAAAAACAUUGAUAAAUACACAUCAAUAUUAAUAAUGAUAUAUAUAUUAUAUAAGAAAGAAUGGAAUUUGAAAUUUUGUGUGCUGUGACUGUAAUAGCUGAUAGAAUAAAUAC
This is a messenger RNA of Ruditapes philippinarum (Manila clam), 2683 nucleotides long. Its product is annotated as inhibitor of apoptosis protein-like. Gene Ontology annotation, cellular component: cytoplasm; nucleus. Gene Ontology annotation, biological process: negative regulation of apoptotic process; regulation of cell cycle; positive regulation of protein ubiquitination. The transcript has 6 exons. Gene Ontology annotation, molecular function: cysteine-type endopeptidase inhibitor activity involved in apoptotic process; ubiquitin protein ligase activity. The record is from RefSeq and is a predicted model, not a curated record. Lineage: Eukaryota; Metazoa; Mollusca; Bivalvia; Venerida; Veneridae. Bases 410 to 1915 code for a protein of 501 amino acids.